This is a messenger RNA of Castor canadensis (American beaver), 894 nucleotides long. The record is from RefSeq and is a predicted model, not a curated record. NCBI's taxonomy places the organism in Eukaryota, Metazoa, Chordata, Mammalia, Rodentia, Castoridae.
AUGGCUAACAUCCACAAUGUGACUGAGUUCAUUUUUCUUGGACUUUCUCCUAACCAGGAAGUGCAGAGAAUUUGCUUUGUGAUAUUUCUGGUCUUGUACACAGCAAUUAUACUGGGGAAUUUCCUCAUUGUGCUCACUGUCAUGACCAGCAGAUGUCUUGGAUCCCCCAUGUACUUCUUCUUCAGCUACCUGUCCUUCAUGGAGAUCUGCUAUUCCUCUACUAUAGCUCCUAAGCUCAUCUCAGAUCUGCUGGCUGAAAGGAAGUCCAUAUACCUGUGGGGCUGCAUACAGUUUUUCUUCCUCUACUUCUUUGGAGGCACUGAGAUUUUAUUGCUCACAGUUAUGGCCUAUGAUCACUAUGUAGCCAUUUGCAAGUCCCUGCACUAUGACAGCAUCAUGAACCAUCGGGUGUGUGCUAUCCUCAUGGGAAUAGCAUGGGCAGGAGUCUUCAUGCAUUCCUUUGCGCAGAUCCUUCUCAUUUUCCACUUGCCCUUCUGUGGCCCCAAUGUCAUCAACCACUAUUUCUGUGAUGUACUUCCUCUGCUUAAACUUGCCUGCUCUGAUACCUUCCUCAUCGCUGUGAUUUGUUUUUUGGUCCUCUUAGCAUCCUAUGUGGUCAUUUUGUUCCAUCUGAGGACACGAACCUCUGAGGGGCAGUGCAAAGCACUUUCCACCUGUGGGUCUCAUGUCACUGUUGUUAUAUUGUACUUUGGUCCUUGUGUUUUUAUUUAUUUGAGACCUUCUACCACUCUGUCUGUUGACAAGUUGGUAGCCAUGUUCUACACGGUGAUAACACCAUUCCUCAACCCUGUCAUCUAUUCCCUGAGAAAUGCUGAAGUGAAGAAGGCCAUGAAGACUUUAUGGGUCAGGAUAAUGAAACUAGGUGAGAAAUAG